AUGAAAACCGCCACAUCCAUUUUCAGCUUGGCUCUUGCAGCAGCAACAAAUGCGCAAUUCUACAACGAGACAUCAAGACCGUUCAACCUUGUCCUAACAUCCGACAACACAACGAUAAACGGCCAGACACUCUCAGCUUGCCACACCGGCGCUGCUCUUGAGUCACUAUGCGUCUCCGGCAUCGGUUCAGUCUCGAAACCUAACCCCAUCGCCCCCACAACAUUCAACUUCAAUACCUCUACUGACCCUUUCACCCCAAACGCCACUCUUGGUACUCCCGGCAUCCUGACCUGGACCUUACCGACCAGCAGUGUAGGCGUCCCAUCAAGCGUAUACUUUAACUACGACCCAACGACUGACAUCGCUUUACCUAUUCUUACCCCUGGAUCGGAAAGGCCACAGUCACUGGCUUUCGACGAACAGGGUAGAUUGAACGUGCAAGGAUACAUCGAUUGGACUGCAAGCCCGCCCAAUGCUACGGGUACAACGGUGGGGUACUACAGAUGGUACGCUUGUCAAACGUACUUCUCGGGAUACAGCUACGAAAACCUAGUUUGGGGUCUCGGAGCUGGGAAACCGGAGAAUCCGACUUGUGUGAGUGUGGGUGUAAAGAGAGUUUUUGUAUGA
Ascochyta rabiei is the source of this 627-nucleotide messenger RNA. RefSeq lists its product as uncharacterized. The record is from RefSeq and is a predicted model, not a curated record. The transcript has a single exon. Bases 1 to 627 code for a protein of 208 amino acids. NCBI's taxonomy places the organism in Eukaryota, Fungi, Ascomycota, Dothideomycetes, Pleosporales, Didymellaceae.